CACUGGUCUCUCGACUGUGUACCUGGUAUCUCUGUCUUUAAGGUAAGCACAUCUGACUUCCCACACCGUUGGCUAUCUGUGUCACAUGGAAGUAAAGUAUUGCAUUCAUGUUGGCUAGAAUUUAAGGACAUUUACAGUGAGGGAAAAAAGUAUUUGAUCCCCUGCUGAUUCUGUGCGUUUGCCGACUGACAAAGAAAUCAUCAGUCUAUAAUUUUAAUGGUAGGUUUAUUUGAACAGUGAGAGACAGAAUAACAACAAACAAAUCCAGAAAAACGCAUGUCAAAAAUUUUAUAAAUUGAUUUGCAUUUUAAUGAGGGAAAUAAGUAUUUGACCCCUCUGCAAAACAUGACUUAGUACCUGGUGGCAAAACCCUUGUUGGCAAUCACAGAGGUCAGACGUUUCUUGUAGUUGGCCACCAGGUUUGCACACAUCUCAGGAGGGAUUUUGUCCCACUCCUCUUUGCAGAUCUCCUCCAAGUCAUUAAGGUUUCGAGGCUGACGUUUCGCAACUCGAACCUUUAGCUCCCUCAACAGAUUUUCUAUGGGAUGAAGGUCUGGAGACUGGCUAGACCACUCCAGGACCUUAAUGUGCUUAUUCUUGAGCCACUCCUUUGUUGCAUUGGCCGUGUGUUUUGGGUCAUUGUCAUGCUGGAAUACCCAUCCACGACCCAUUUUCAAUGCCCUGGCUGAGGGAAGGAGGUUCUCACCCAAGAUUUGACGGUACAUGGCUCCGUCCAUCGUCCCUUUGAUGCGGUGAAGUUGUCCUGUCCCCUUAGCAGAAAAACACCCCCAAAGCAUAAUGUUUCCACCUCCAUGUUUGACGGUGGGGAUGGUGUUCUUAGGGUAAAAGGCAGCAUUCCUCCUCCUCCAAACACGGCGAGUUGAGUUGAUGCCAAAGAGCUCCAUUUUGGUCUCAUCUGACCACAACACUUUCACCCAGUUCUCCACUGAAUCAUUCAGAUGUUCAUUGGCAAACUUCAGACGGACAUGUAUAUGUGCUUUCUUGAGCAGGGUGACCUUGCGGGCGCUGCAGGAUUUCAGUCCUUCACGGCUUAGUGUGUUACCAAUUGUUUUCUUGGUGACUAUGGUCCCAGCUGCCUUGAGAUCAUUGACAAGAUCCUCCCGUGUAGUUCUGGGCUGAUUCCUCACCGUUCUCAUGAUCAUUGCAACUCCACGAGGUGAGAUCUUGCAUGGAGCCCCAGGCCGAGGGAGAUUGACAGUUAUUUUGUGUUUCUUCCAUUUGCGAAUAAUCGCACCAACUGUUGUCACCUUCUCACCGGGCUGCUUGGCGAUGGCCUUGUAGCCCAUUCCAGCCUUGUGUAGGUCUACAAUCUUGUCCCUGACAUCCUUGGAGAGCUCUUUAGUCUUGGCCAUGGUGGAGAGUUUGGAAUCUGAUUGAUUGAUUGCUUCUGUGGACAGGUGUCUUUUAUACAGGUAACAAGCUGAGAUUAGGAGCACUCCCUUUAAGAGUGUGCUCCUAAUCUCAGCUCGUUACCUGUAUAAAAGACACCUGGGAGCCAGAAAUCUUUCUGAUUGAGAGGGGGUAAAAUACCUAUUUCCCUCAUUAAAAUGCAAAUCAAUUUAUAACAUUUUUGACAUGCGUUUUUCUGGAUUUUUUUUUUGUUAUUCUGUCUCUCACUGUUCAAAUAAACCUACCAUUCAAAUUAUAGACUGAUGAUUUCUUUGUCAGUGGGCAAACGUACAAAAUCAGCAGGGGAUCAAAUACUUUUUUCCCUCACUGUAGGUGUAACUGUUUCUACAUUUAUCUGCUCUUAAGUGUUGUGCAAAUAUCUUUACCAAUGUGUUUUCAAAUAAUAAUAAAAUAAUAUAAUAUGCCAUUUAGCAGACGCUUUUAUCCAAAGCGACUUACAGUCAUGUGUGCAUACAUUUUUACGUAUAGGUGGUCCCGGGGAUCGAACCCACUACCCUGGCGUUACAAGCGCCAUGCUCUACCAAUUGAGCUACAGAGGACCACAAAUCAAACCAAAUCAAACCAAUUUAUAGGGGCUAGUCUAGAACAUAUUUUAGUUUGUUGUUGUUGUUGAAAAUGUAGUCUAGCAAGCUACACCACUGAGAAGAUGACUUCAUGCGUGUCAAGUCAUAAUAAGACAGCCUUCCAUCUUUUCAGAUUCAUAUUUCUUCAGUGUUGCCAGUCAGACCAGUUGAGCAACCUAACAUGCAUGUGACUAACUCCACAAAUAAUGAAUGCCUAACGGCUACCUAAGUAUGACUCCCAAUCAGAGACAACGAGCUACAGCCGUCUCUGAUUGGGAGCCACCCUGGCCAACAUAGAUAUACAACAACUAGAACAUAAACAAAUGAAAACUCACACCCUGGCUCAACAUACUAGAGUCCCCAGAGCCAGGGCGUGACAGUACCCCCCCCCUAAAGGCGCGGACUCCGACCGCGCCAACCAAAUACAACAGGGGAGGGACCGGGUGGGCACUCCGCCUCGGCGGCGGAUCCGGCUCCGGACAUGACCCCCACUCCUUCUCUAACCCCCCAAAGUACCCCUGGUCCGGUCUGGCCCUGCUGACCAGAGCUGAACUGAACACUGGUGGAGCGGAUUGCUCUAGCUCCGGCGUGACGCAGCACCUGACCGGUGCCGGACCCGCCACCGGGUGGAACAGGCACGGGCCGUGCCGGACUGACGACGCACACCACUGGCUUGGUGUGGGGAGCAGGAGCGGGCCGAGCCGGGAUGACGAAACGCACCACUGACUUGGUGCGGGGAGCAGGAGCGGGCCGGACCGGGCUGACGAAGCGCACCACUGACUUGGUGCGGGGAGCAGGAACGGGCCGUGCCGGGCUGACGACGCGCACCACUGACUUGGUGCGGGGAGCAGGAACGGGCCGUGCCGGGCUGACGACGCGCACCACUGACUUGGUGUGGGGAGCAGGAGCGGGCCGAGCCGGGCUGACGAAACGCACCACUGACUUGGUGCGGGGAGCAGGAGCGGGCCGUGCCGGGCUGACGAAGCGCACCACUGACUUGGUGCGGGGAGCAGGAACGGGCCGUGCCGGGCUGACGACGCGCACCACUGACUUGGUGCGGGGAGCAGGAACGGGCCGGACAGGGCUGACGAAACGCACCACAGACUUGGUGUGGGGAGCAGGAAUGGGCCGGGCCGAGCUGGCGAUGCGCACCGUAGACUUGGUGCGAGUGGCAGGAACAGGCCGGACCGUACUGGGAACACACACCACUGGCCCUACGUGGGGAUCAGGAACAGGCCGGACCGGACUGGCAACACACGCCAGUACCUCUCGCCGUGCCUCUACAUCUUCCACCCCCUCUUCGACCAGUGGCCCCCGUAACCUGGCGGCCUCUGCCAAUCCGCUGGGCCGCUCUGCCGCGGUCUCCUGCUGGCCCGUCGUCCACGGCGUUAGCCCCCCCCUAAAAAAUUUCUGGGCGUCUCCCCUACACGUGGACCAGGUCUCCAUGUCCCUCGCCAGCCUUUCGCCCUUCUGCCACAAUGUCAAGCCCUUCUCUUCCUCACUCGGCUUGACCCAGUCGAGGAGGCGAAGGAGAUCUGUUAGGGAUCUCCCUGGCGAUGGCUCCUGGACACGCUGCUUGGUCACAUCUUGGUGGUUUCUUCUGUCACGAUCGUCAUUCAUAGAGGAGGACCAAGGCGCAGCGUUGAAUGCGAACAUUUUAUUUAUUAGAAUGAUCACACGAUCAAAACAACAAAACGAAACGUGACGUCCCUGGUUACAUAAACAAACCAACACGGAACAAGAAACCACAAAUAAUGAAUGCCUAACGGCUACCUAAGUAUGACCCUCAGCCAUAGAAAAAAUAUAAAGCACUGUGUUUCUAUGUCUAACGCAUUAAGAAGGAAAGAAAUUCGACAAAUUAACUUUUAAGAAUGCACACCUGUUAACUGAAAUGAAGCUGGUUGAGAGAAUGCCGAGAGUGUGCAAAGCUGUCAUCAAGGCAAAGGGUGGCUACUUUGAAGAAUCUCAAAUCUCAAAUAUAUUUUAAUUUGUUGAACACUUUUUUGUUUACUACAUGAUUCCAUAUGUGUUAUUUCAUAGUUUUGAUGUCUUCACUAUUAUUCUACAAUUUAGAAAAUAGUAAAAAUAAAGAAAAACCCUUGAAUGAGUAGGUGUGUCCAAAACUUUGACUGGUACUGUACAUUACAUUUGAUCUUGGAUUUUAUAUUUCUUUAUUGUAUUCCAUGGGUUUCUGUUUCAAUUUGAUUGUAUUCAUUUUCCAUCACAACCUUUGUGAACAUGCUGAAUGACAUGAUUGAAUGUUAUGUAAUGGUGCUAUAAUUUUAUACUAUCAGUAUUGAGGUAUUUUACUUUCUGCUUACAGUUUGAUUGGGAGUUUUUCAGUGCUGGUUGUUUCCAUCGCAAGGAGGAGGCACUUACAAGAACAGGUAGGUGGAUGAGAAGAAAAUGUUUGAUUGUUUGUGUGUGUGUGUGUUCGUGCGUGUGUGUGUGUGUGCGUAUGUGUACCUGUGUGUGUGUGUGUGUGUGAGUGUGCUAAUGCAACUUAGUUAAUGUAAAAAUGAUUUCCAAGAAGGUGUCUUGGCUAAAUAUCUGUUUACCAGGCUCACUCUCAUUAAUAUGUAACUACCUGAACAUUGCAGAUAGAAUAGUCAUGAAUAGAGCUGACAUGAUUCCUUACUCUAAAUGUCAAAUAGAGGCAUGCAUUUUCUACAGAACCUAAUCAUUAUGUUCCAAAACGUUGUGGCCUACUGAACAUGGCCCCGGCUACUCCCUCUCUGUCUGUCUGUGUCUAUACUCCCUCAUUGAGGCAGAACUAUAGGACUGCAUGGUCUAUCAACUCUAGCUAAAGUCAGAGAGGCACGUUCUAGUAGGGUCACAGGGGCUGGUUGGACAAAGGGAAAAUAAUACCUGAACUAUAGAACAGGGAACAAACAGUGAUAUUACGUAUUUUAUACAGGAUUAGUUAAUGUUUGAAAUAUUGUGAGCUGCAUAAGGAUUUGGAGGAUGAGGACAUUCCAUGUAUUUAUUUCUGUCACUGGUGGGUGCCAGAAGGUAUGCGGGCCAAGAUAGCUGGGGGGCCACUGUUGCUAAUCUUAGAAGGAGUACGUGAUGGAAUAUCCUGACUAGGGUGCAACACGAUACCAUAUAGGGUGAUCCUAUAUGUGGUGAGGAGUGACAUUCAAUAAUGGUUGGCAACUGUUGGAUAGAAUUAGCUUGCAAACAAGUAUAUAAGCUAAGAGAUUUCCUUUGUUCAGUGAGUUCAGAUAGCAAUGGGCCACCCACGUGCCGUUUGCUAUGUGAACCCGGUACCGCAAUAUUAAAUACUUUGAAUCAACUCUCCAUCUAAGUGUUUAACUAUUCUCUUGCAUCCUGAAUUAAUUGACACUGGAGAAACUCCUCAUAACAAACAGUAACAGUACAAACUAUUCACUGAAUGUCCAUACAUACAAUAACCCAUCCAGAGCACUGUCAGUAGUUUGGUGAUGGGACCAAUGUGACCCUUGACACAGUCUUACAGACGCUGUAACACCACGGCUAUGAAUGAUAUCAAGUCUAUUCCCAUUUACCUCAAGCACAUUAGACAGGCUAUAUUCUGUGGCCAUUGAUGUACGAUGUUGUUGUCAUUUUCUCUUAGUUUUGCUAACACACAAAUGCCUGUGUCUCUCUAGGUGCAGCCCCUGGUCCAGCUGGCUCUAGCUGAUCUGUUGGCAGCAGCCACCCUGAUGUUCACCAACGUAAUGAAUGAGACUGACAGCUUCACCCACAGUGUGUUAAUCUGUAAACGCCUACUGCCUCUGUCACUGGUGAGCCAGCCUACAGUGGUUCUUAUUCGUAGGGAUAGUGCACUAUAAUAAUCCUCAUCUUAGAAUGAACAUUUUAUAGAUACAGUAGAGUUCAAUUUUGUACUUGGUCCCCUUUAAAUACACUCUAUAGCUUUGAGACGCACUACAGAACUGUGAAUAGCCAAACAAUUUCUUGAAAUAUGGUUUAUAAAAAGACAAGAACGCUUGUGUGCUCACCUCUAGACUAAGGUAUAGAUAAGGCAUAGAUACUGUAUAUAUAUGUCUUUGAGUGCUACAGCGUGAGUGAUCCAACUUUAAAAGUUUAGACUUUACAUUCACAUAUCAGCAGACGAAUGUGCAGGUCAGACAGAACACGCAGUACAUUUGGGGUGGAUGAACUGUUCUAUACUGUGUUAUGUCAUGGAGCAUGACAUUAUGCCGUGUCAUUUAUAGGGACCGAGUGUGAAGAAGCGAAGUUUUACAGCUUGUCCUUUUCUAUUAUAGACCUUUAAUUGUGUGCGCUUGCUGUUCUUUACACUUUACGGUGUGCUUUUUUCUAUACAUUUAACAGUGUGUGUGUUUGUGUGUGUGUAUGGUGUGUGUGUGUGUUCUCUGUUCCAGACGUUUUACUGUGUGUCGUUCCUGCUGGUGAUAGUGUAUGCCUGGGAGUCAAAGCAUGCCAUCGAGGGAUGGCGGGAGAGACCAAGAGAGGAAGAGGUGAGGACCCAACCCUCCACCAAGUGCACACACACACACACACCUCGACUCUGUUUGAUUCAUUCUAAAAUCAAAUAUCUCUCUCUCCCCCCAGUCCCAGUGUAGACGAAGGGUGGUGGUUUUGCCUGUAUAUACACUUGUAUGGUGAGUCACAAUUUAAUUUCCAACUAAAAACGUCCCUGCUUUAAACCAAACGGAUCUGCGUAGUGUCUUAAAAGCAACACAUAUCCCUAACUUUUUGUGUGUGUGAUGCCCCUUCAGGUUUACGCCAUUGGUGAUGUACUUUGCGUACAUUAUGACUUUAGUCCUGACCACAGCGGACUUGGUACCAGCCAGCCACGGGACGGCAAACAACAGUGAAGUUAGCACAUACUGCACCAGGUGUGUGUGUGUGUGUCUUUGUCAAGAUUUGUCCUAAUCAUUUGCAUAAUGCUUAUGACACUAAUGAGAGAAAAGGUAGAUACUCUAGCAAAAACAAUUGUAUGAACAAAAUGGUUUCCUUAUCUCACAUCUCUCUGUGUUUCUUCCUAGCUGUAUCCUCCUCCUACAUAUCUGGAGGGACCACUGCUCAGAUAUAGUGAGUAAAUACCUGGGUUCCACCUGUGUUGUAUCUGUGUGUUUAUAAAAGGACUGGACAUGACUGAAUGAGAUCUUGUUUGUUUUGUUUUCCAGGAACAGAUCCAUGACAUGUUCAUGCGAUGCUUCCUCUUCUUCAGUGUGAUACUAGUGUUGGUGUGCUGCACGGUAAGUACCAUAAAUCUUCACUAGUCUAGCAUACAACACGCAAUAUAGUUAACAUAUAAACAUGGGUUCAUUUACAGUAGUUUAAGUAGUUUACAGCCAAUAUAAUGAAGAAUGAUGAUCAUGAAAAUGAUGAGUAAUGAUGAUGAUGUACUGUACCUGUACAGGUGGUUUACUACAAGGUGGGCAGCUUGUAUCGCAGGUACGAGGAGGGACUAUUUCCUGUGGAGGGAGACGCACGUUCCAGGAAACGACUGAGGGGUGUGUUCUCCACUGUUCGCUACAUGAUAGUGGUUAUCAUCUUCUGCUGGACACCAGGUACACAAAGUCAUCCCAACAAACACACACACACACAAACACACCAGGCUGGUGGGAGGAUCUAUAAGAGGAUGGGAUCAUUGUGAUGGCUGGAAUAGAAUCAAUGGAAUGGUAACAAACACACAUAACACAUGGAAACAACGUGUUUUACUCCGUUCCAUUGAUUCCAUUCCAGCCAUUACAAUGAGCCCGUCCUCCUAUAGUGUCAAGAUCGUCUAACAGAGUGGACCAAUGCGCAGCGUUGAAGGCAAACAUAUUUAUUCUCACUGAAGGCAACACGAACAAAAACAACGAACGAUACGUGACAGUUCACGGUUACCAUAAACAGACUCGAAACAAAAACCCACAAACACGAAUGAAAACCCGACUGUUUAAAUAUGGCUCCCAAUCAGAGACAACCAGCUGACACUCGUUGCCUCUGAUUGGGAGUCACUCAGACCAACAUAGAAAUAAGUAACCUAGACCCACAACAAAAACAUAGAAACUAACACCCUGGCUCAACAUACGAGAGUCCCCCGAGCCAGGGCGUGACAUAUAGCUCCUUCCACCAGCCCCCUCUGACACACACACACACACACACACACACACACACACACACAUACGCAUUGUAUGUGUGUAUUGCCAACCUCUGAUAUUUUCUCCUAUCCCCAGCUCUUCUUCUGGUUGUCCUGUCUGUGAUGCCAGACAUACCUCAAGAGAAGCUCUUCCCCCUCUAUGUUAUACAGGUCAGUAUUUCUAUACAACUAUCUCUCUGCUGACUGCAGACAUACAUAGCCCUGCUAAGACACCAUCACCCAGAAUUAAUUGCCCUUUCCCCUAGAGAGCGAUCUUUAGCGAUGUAAAAUCAAUAAUGACACUAAGAUAAGCACCCAUAAUGCUUUAUUCUUACCCACUGGGCACAGAUGUCAGUCAGUUCAAUGUCUAGUUUUGAUUUACAUUUGGUUGAGUUGUCAACUAAUGUGAAUUCAAUGUGAAAUCAACAAAAAAAUGUAAUCAUGUCAUUGGAUUUAGGUUCAAAGUUAGGUGAAAAAAAAGAAAAAUGCCCUUAUGUUAAUUACAUUUUGCAUAUCCAAUCAGUUUUCCACGUUGAUUCAACAUCAUCACAUAGAUUUUUUGAGUUGGGUCCCACUAUACUCCAUCGUUGUGUCUCUGCAGGCGGUGACGGUGUCGCUGCAGGGCUGUCUGAACAGCGUGGUCUACGCCUGGAGACGACCAAACUUCAGGGACGCUGUGCUUGGAGAGAGGAUGCCCCUGCUCAGCCAAGACGCCCCCCUGUCCUUCUUCGACGAAUCACUGAAGGGGGCCACCAGAGUGACGGAAGAGGAAGUGAGACAUUCUACUCGCUAUUUUUUUCUGGUUCAUAUACAGUCAAUAAACUAAGCAAACCAGACCCAGCAUUGGUGCCUAUGGGAGAGCCACCCCCUUAAGCAGACUGAAACUGACCAUUUUUGUUCAAUGGUAAUCAGCCUGACUGGGACAUCUCAUCUAUUUACAAUUUUUGGUGCCGCCCUUGACGCCUGACCUCUAACCCCUGACCGCUGACUCGAGAGACGCUGCUGGGCUGCUGGUGGAAUUCUCCCUCUGGCCCAGAUCUAGAAGUUUACCCUGCUCAAAUACUAACCUUCACCAUUGAGGGAAGCGAUGCAACACUGGCCUUAGA
This is a messenger RNA of Coregonus sp. 'balchen', 9173 nucleotides long. The record is from the annotation of a GenBank genome assembly. NCBI's taxonomy places the organism in Eukaryota, Metazoa, Chordata, Actinopteri, Salmoniformes, Salmonidae.